AUGGCUGGCACAUCAUCCGCGAAAAAAGGCGGCAACACUGGCGACCGCGCUCCAUCGCUGAGUCAACCAGCUCACUGCCUACCUGCUACAGAAGUUCUCGCUCAACUUCAAUCUGAUCCCGUAACUGGACUUGGAGACGAUGACGUAUCUAAGAAACAAGGGAUAUAUGGCAGUAAUGCUCUGGAAGGUAGCGGCGGGUCAGGCCCCAUCCGGAUUCUCAUGAACCAGGUGCUCAAUGCACUUACAAUGGUUUUAAUUAUGGCCAUGGUUGCCAGCUUUGCAAUCAAGUCUUGGAUUGAGGGAGGUGUUAUCGCGUUUGUUGUUCUCCUCAAUGUCGUGGUUGGGUUCCUUCAGGAGUAUUCCGCCGAGAAGACUCUAGAAAGUAUCCGCACUCUGGGCUCACCCACUGCACAAGUCAUCCGCAUGGGAUCCAGCAAGGUUAUCCCCACAUCGCAACUUGUCCCUGGUGACAUUGUCGAGAUCGUCACUGGAAACACCGUGCCCGCCGAUAUACGCUUGAUCGAAUCUAUCAAUCUGGAAACAGACGAGGCAUUGCUGACCGGCGAGUCGUUGCCCGUUGCAAAGAAUGCAAAUUCCAUCUUUGAUGCAGACACUGGUGCGGGCGAUCGUCUCAAUGUGGCCUAUAGUUCAAGUACAGUCACAAAAGGCCGGGCCAGAGCGGUAGUAUUCUCCACUGUGCGUCCAGCAAUUUACUUCAGAGACCAUCUCAUAUAUACUGACACCGUUUCCCAGGGAAUGGAAACAGAAAUUGGCAAGAUAGCGGCUGCGCUUCGUCAUAAAGAUUCUGUCAUCCAACCAGUCAAGCGUCGAGCAGACGGCUCGGCCGGUCCCAUUCAAUACCUCCAAGCGUGGAUUCUAACUGCAUGGACAUUGCUUGGUAACUUCCUCGGCACCAAUGUAGGCACGCCAUUGCAGAGGAAGCUGUCCAAGCUGGCAAUCCUGCUGUUUGGCAUUGCCUGCCUCUGUGCAUUUAUCGUUGAAGCAGCAAACCAGUUCAGCCCUGCGAACGAGGUCGUAAUUUACGGUGUGGCAACGGGACUGAGUAUGAUACCUGCGAGUUUGAUCGUCGUCCUGACAAUCACCAUGGCUGUCGGCACAAAAUACAUGAGCAAGAGGAAUGUGAUUGUUCGCAAGUUGGACAGUUUAGAAGCCUUGGGCGCUGUCACCAAUAUCUGCUCUGACAAGACUGGAACUCUUACACAAGGCCGUAUGGUUGCCAAGGCAGCGUGGGUCGCCGGAAGAGGCACAUUGGUUCUUGAAACCCCCAAGGACCCAUACGACCCUACGAUGGGUGCCAUCACUUAUCACAAUGGCACACCGGAGUCGAGCCACGAUGUCUCGGAAAAAGACCAACGGAUCUUGAAUGCUGACGAGCUGUCGUCCGGGCGUGCGACGAAGGAGCACGUCAGCAUCGAAAACUUCAUGAACGUGGUGUCGAUGGCUAACACCGCGCAAGUGGAGCGGUCUGCGCAAGGCAGUUGGUCCGUCAAGGGCGAUCCUACAGAGAUUGCCUUGCAGGUCUUCGCUUCACGUUUCAACUGGAACAGGAAGAGGCUCGUGGACGAGACAAAUGAGUGGUCGUUGGUUGCGGAAUAUCCUUUUGACUCAGAUGUCAAGCGCAUGUCAGUCAUUUACAGUAAGGAGACCGAAGUUGGAAAGGAAGAAUCUUGGGUAUUCUCCAAGGGAGCGGUUGAGCGCUUGCUUCCCCUCUGCACCCAUAUCCAAGGUGGCGACCGCGAUGCUAUUACCGAACUUGGGCCGGAGUGGAAUGCGUGCAUCAUGAAGAACGUCGAUUACCUGGCCAAUCAAGGCCUUCGGGUCUUGUGCCUGGCCAGUGUGCUUCGGAUUGGCCACCAGAAGGGUGAUAACGUGGCAGCACCCAAGCGCGAGGACGUCGAGCAGGGUCUGACCUUCCGGGGCCUCGUUGGUAUCUACGACCCUCCGCGCCCAGAGUCUGCCGGCGCCGUAGCUGCUUGCAAGAAGGCACAUAUCACGGUACACAUGCUGACGGGCGACCACCCCGGGACCGCGGCGGCGAUCGCGAAGCAAGUCGGCAUUAUUCCCUUCAACCCACAGCCAUCCUCGGUCAUGACGGCCUCCCAGUUCGACAAGCUCUCCGACGACCAGGUGGAUGCCUUGACGAGUCUUCCUCGCGUCAUCGCACGAUGUACGCCUCAGACCAAGGUCAGGAUGAUUGAUGCCCUACACCGCAGGAAAAGGUUUGCCGCCAUGACCGGCGACGGCGGCCAAGCUGGCAGUGAUGUUGCCAAAGACGCAGCCGACAUUAUUCUUACCGAUGACAAUUUUGCCUCGAUCCUGAAUGCUGUCGAGGAGGGUCGGAGGCUAUUCGAUAAUAUUAAGAGAUUCGUGCUUCACGUUCUUGCUGAGAACAUUGCACAGGCUACAACUCUGCUUGUGGGUCUUGCUUUUAAAGACGUUAACGGCAAUUCGGUGUUCCCAUUGGCACCUGUACAAAUUCUGUGGGUUAUCAUGGCGACGUCUGGCAUGCCCGACAUGGGACUAGGAAUGGAGGUAGCUGUGCCAGAUAUUAUGAGUCGUCCGCCCCAUGAUUUGAAGACCGGGGUCUUCACGACUGAGCUUAUCGUGGACAUGAUCGUGUACGGCAUCUGGAUGUCAAUUCUUUGCCUUGCAUCUUUUGUCCUAGUCGUCUUCGGCUUCGGAGAUGGCAAUCUUGGCAUCAAUUGUAACAACGAGUACUCCGAUUCAUGUACUCUUGUCUUCCGAGCCCGUGCCACAACAUUUGUCUGCCUGACUUGGUUCGCACUUUUCCUCGCCUGGGAGAUGGUCAACUUCAGACGGUCUUUUUUCCGACAAGUGCCCAAGUCGAUGCACCCGAGCGGGAAUUAUCGAUGGUAUCACGUCUUCUACCAAUGGUGGAAUGAUAGCCGACAGAACCCCUUCCUGUUUUGGGCUAUUGUUGCAGGCUUUGUCACCAUCUUCCCGACACUUUACAUCCCCGUGAUCAAUCACGUCGUGUUCAAACACGAGGGAAUCACGUGGGAAUGGGCCAUAGUGGUGGUCGAGAGUAUUCUAUUCUUUGCUGGAUGUGAAGGAUGGAAGUGGCUGAAGAGGGCGUAUUUCAGGCGGCAGGACAGAAGAAAAUCCGUCGCAGGGGAUCUCGAAGAGGAAGCGGCUAGUGACUCUGACAGUGACAUAAACCGUUCUGUUCAUAGUAGCAACAGGGAGAAGGGCGCCGCUAGUGGCGGUUUGAUCGCAGUUGGUUGA
This is a messenger RNA of Diaporthe batatas, 3267 nucleotides long. RefSeq lists its product as uncharacterized. Gene Ontology annotation, cellular component: plasma membrane. The coding region runs from base 1 to 3267 and encodes 1088 amino acids. NCBI's taxonomy places the organism in Eukaryota, Fungi, Ascomycota, Sordariomycetes, Diaporthales, Diaporthaceae. Gene Ontology annotation, biological process: intracellular calcium ion homeostasis; calcium ion transmembrane transport. Gene Ontology annotation, molecular function: P-type calcium transporter activity; ATP binding; ATP hydrolysis activity. The transcript is spliced from 7 exons. The record is from RefSeq and is a predicted model, not a curated record.